Molecule: messenger RNA, 1596 nt
Organism: Penicillium verhagenii
Lineage: Eukaryota; Fungi; Ascomycota; Eurotiomycetes; Eurotiales; Aspergillaceae
Product: hAT family dimerization domain-containing protein
Exons: 2
Coding region: 1-1596 (531 amino acids)
Molecular function (GO): protein dimerization activity
Source: RefSeq, a predicted model, not a curated record
AUGAUCAAGGAGUUGUUGGCAUAUAUGGAUAAUAACCAAGAUUUGGGGUUUUCCAUGAUUCGAAACCCAUGCUUUGCACAUGUGAUUCAACUUGCACUCAAUGCCCUUUUGGACCGGCUUAAGCUUAUCCCCGAUAAUGAAGAUGUUGAAAAAACUUGGUCGGGUGAACAUUGGGAAGUGUCUAAUACUGAAGUUCAGCGAUCAUUGGUUAAGAUUCGAAAAUUUGCUGUCUUUAUCCGAGCAAGUGCAAAGCGCCGAGAGCAAUUCCUUACCCUCCAACCUAAUAUUCGUCGUCCACUCCUUCCAAUUCAAGAUGUCAGAACCCGCUGGAAUUCCACCUUUUUGAUGUUACAACGUGCGAAACGCCUCCGAUCCAUAUAUGGUUCAUACUGUACUACACACAAAUACGAGUCCUUCCGUCUAAGUUCAGAAGAAUGGAAACAUGUGGAUUAUCUCCUUUCAAUCCUCCAGCCAUUUUUCAACUUUACCACUGUGAUCUCAUCAUCCAAAACAGUUACGAUUCACCUGGUAUUCGACCUCUAUAACGGCUUGUUUGACCACCUAGACACAUCUAUCCAGCGGCUUGGGUCAAAAAUAGCAUCUUGGAAGCUUUCUAUGAGAGAUGCUCUGAUUGCAGGGAAAGAGAAACUUCAAGAGUAUUAUGGAAAAACCAAUGGUGAUUCAGGUUUUCUCUAUGCUUGUGUAACAAUCUUGGCCCCAUCUCGGAAGCUACAGGCUUUUAAAACAUCUGCAUGGAAAGAAGAUAAAGAGUGGGUGCCCAAGUAUGAGCGAUUCCUACGUGAUAAGUACAUGGUUUACCGGCGAAACGGCCCUCCUCCACCCAUGAGACGUGCGACCCAAACAAAAAAUCUUCUCAAAAACCUUCUCCCCACCCCCCAUUCCCAAACCAAAGAGAAUGAUGAGCUUACACGCUACCUCCAAAGUGGGAUUAUUGAUGAUGAACCCUGUAAUUGGUGGCGAAAACACUAUGAUGAGUAUCCGACCCUGGCUCGAAUCGCCCGUGAUACACUCUGUAUCCCAGCAUCUGGAGCAGGUGUUGAGCGAAUGUUCAACUAUGCUCGGGAUAUCUGUCAUUAUCGACGAGGUGCUCUAAAGCCAGAGACAAUUGAGGAUCUGAUGUUGUAUAUGUGCUCAACAAAGUUCGAAUCAGAGGAUGAUCGGCUACGAUUCAUACGGGAAUCAGUGUUGGAGGAACAAGCCACAAUUGGAUCUUUUGAUCAUGAGCUUAAUAUUAAUUAUGUAGGGGAAGAAGUAGAAGAAGAGUUUAUACAUGUGGAACGUCAACUUGAUGGUAUUAGUGAGGAUGAGGUAGAGGAUGAGGUGGAGGAUGAGGUGGAGGAUGAGGCGGAGGAUGAGGCGGAGGUGGUUGGAGAGGCCUCAAACACGGGGGAUUCAACUCCGAGUCAAGCCACCAUCAGACCUGAAACACAACGGAAACGGCCCAGCAAGAAGACUGCUAAGCGCAAUAAUGUAUUUAAUGUUUCUGAUGAAGAUGGAGAUGAGCUACCCUCUGUACGUACAAAACGAGCUAGGGUAGCUCCUUCUCAGGCUCCUGGAUUUUUUAUUGCACCUUAG